AUAGCCUAACUUCCAACACCUCAGCAUUAAAAAGGAUCGGAGCGGAGAGAGAGAGGUGACAAAAAAUGCUUUAGCUCUCUCUCUCUCUAUCUCUAUAUCUUUCCCGCCGACCACCGCUUUAACUCCGACCGUCGGCGACACUCUCUUCCGUCAUGGCCCUUUUCGCGUGUUUCAGAUUCAAAGCGCGGCGGCGGAAGCGGGCCCUGGAAGGGCGGCGCGUGGAAGUCUCCUCUGAAGAGGACAAAGGGGCGAGGAUCUUCUCCGGGAAAGAAGUAGAGAGGGUCUCUGCUAAUUUCUCCCGGUCUCGUGUGAUUGGCUAUGGAGGUUCCAGCACUGUGUAUCUGGGUAAAUUUCCCGAUUCGUCCCUCGCCGCCGUCAAGACCAUAGACGCCGGCGGCAGUAACCGUUUGCAGGGGAUUUUCCGGCAAGAGCUGGAGAUCCUCCUGAGGGUCAAACACGACAACAUAGUCAAGAUUCUCGGGUACUCCGAGGAAGGGACGCUGGUCCUUGAGUACGUCUCCAACGGCACUCUCCGGGAGAAUCUCCAGGGGGCAAAAGGGUCAUUUCUCACCUGGAAAAACAGGGCGAAAAUCGCCUUCCAGAUCGCCGGAGCUCUGGAUUACCUCCACCGGCACGCCGACCCGGAGAUCAUCCACGGCGACGUGAAAUCCUCGAACAUCCUCCUGGAUUCCGCCCUGAACUGCAAGCUCUGCGAUUUCGGUUCCGCCAAAUUGGGCCUCUCCACCUCCGCCGCCGCCGCCGCACUCCCGCCGUCGUCCCGCCGGAUGAUCGGGUCUCCGGGCUACGCCGACCCCCACUACUUGAAAACCGGAAUCGCGUCGAAGAAGAACGACAUAUACAGCUUCGGAGUGGUAAUGCUGGAGCUAAUCACUGGUCUCGACGCCGUCUCGCCGGACGGCGGCGGCGGCGGCGGCGGGAGGCUGAUAAACAGAGUGGGUCAUAUGUUGAGAGAUGUUUCUAAGGUGGCGGAGAUGGUGGACCGGCGUUUGUUGGGGGAAUGUGAGCUCGGGGAAGCCAUGGCUAUGGCUUCUCUUGCUGCCCUGUGUCUCUGUGAGCCUCCCACUUUGAGGCCCUCUGCUUCCGACAUAAUGGAAAGCAUGAGAAAUUGGGUUGCUUCACUCUCCUCAAUAGAUAAAAAUUAAAUUGGUGUUUGUGGUAAAUAAAAAAAGGUGUUUAGAUCUUACAAAUUACUGUAUAAAUGUGUUUGUGGUAAAAAAAAAAAGAUGUUUAGACUUUAUAUUCCAUAUAAUGCUAAUUGUCUUUUUUAAAAAAUGGUUGAUCCCAAAAUCAACUAAAUUUGGGGAA
This is a messenger RNA of Cuscuta campestris, 1326 nucleotides long. The record is from the annotation of a GenBank genome assembly. NCBI's taxonomy places the organism in Eukaryota, Viridiplantae, Streptophyta, Magnoliopsida, Solanales, Convolvulaceae.